AUGGCUGCUACAUCUGGGAUAGUUGAGGAGGACACACAGGUGUCUUCUAGUGAUAACAUUCAUCCUAGGCUGGAUGUCUAUGUGUGGGACAUGGAUGAGACCCUUAUAUUACUCAAUUCCUUGCUGAAAUCAUCAUAUGCCGAGGCUUUUAAUGGGCUGAAGGAUGCGCAAAAAGGCCUCGAGCUUGGGAAGAUGUGGGAAAAUCUCAUUCUACAAUUGUGCGAUGAUAAUUUUUUCUACGACCAAAUUGAAAAUUACAAUAAGCCAUUUCUUGAUAUUAUGUCCAAAUAUGAUGAUGGGAGGGACCUAUCUGAUUAUGACUUCAACAAAGAUGAAUUAGGCCCCCCACAUGAUGAUGUCAACAAAAGAAAACUUGCAUAUAGGCAUCGAGUUAUAGCCCAAAAAUACUUGCAGGGUUUACAUAAUAUUUUAGAUCAUGAGACAAUAAAAGUAUGGGAUGAUUUGUAUGGUAAAACUGAUGAAUAUACUGACAAAUGGCUUUCAUCAGCACGGGCCUUUUUGGAAGAGUGUUCCGGUGAAAAGAAAGAUGUGGUUUCUUCCACCGCUUAUGGUAACACAAGCACUGACUCAACUAAUGCAAAGCAUCAACGUGUAAAUGUUCUGGUGACAUCUGGAUCGUUGAUACCAUCUCUGGUAAAAUGCCUGCUCUUUCAUCUCGACAGCUUAAUAACACAUGAAAAUGUGUAUAGUUCCUGGGAUGUGGGGAAAACUCAAUGUUUUCGAUGGAUCAAGGAGCGUUUCAACCAUUCCAAUGUUCGCUUUUGUGUGAUCGGAGACGGAUGGGAAGAAUGUGAAGCUGCAGAAAUCAUGAGAUGGCCAUUUAUUAAGAUUGACCCACGGCCAGGAAAGCCUCAUAGGUUCCCUGGUCUCACAUCCAAAACAGUUGGCCACUAUUUUUCUGUGGUGUAUCCAAACAACAAGAUCAACGAAGAAUGA
Messenger RNA from Lathyrus sativus (Indian pea), 957 nucleotides. NCBI's taxonomy places the organism in Eukaryota, Viridiplantae, Streptophyta, Magnoliopsida, Fabales, Fabaceae. The record is from the annotation of a GenBank genome assembly.